Molecule: messenger RNA, 1810 nt
Organism: Protomyces lactucae-debilis
Lineage: Eukaryota; Fungi; Ascomycota; Taphrinomycetes; Taphrinales; Protomycetaceae
Product: NADH-ubiquinone oxidoreductase-like protein 49 kDa subunit
Exons: 3
Coding region: 95-1456 (453 amino acids)
Biological process (GO): mitochondrial electron transport, NADH to ubiquinone
Molecular function (GO): NADH dehydrogenase (ubiquinone) activity; quinone binding; NAD binding
Source: RefSeq, a predicted model, not a curated record
CUCAGCUGCUGCUCGUGGUGUUCCUGAGUCACGUGCAUUCUAAGCGAUCAACUGACUGCGGCGACCAAGAGCAGCACCCUACAAGACAAGCAGUAUGCUCAGGACGGCGCUUCGAACGUCGAGGCAGGUGCCUUUGCUUGCUCGUGGAGCGAGGCCCUUUACAAGCACCCUCCAGCAACACAGUGCAGCCUCAAAGCCCCUUCGGGCGGCAGAAAUCGAUUAUCAAAAGACAACACUCACUGAAGCACAGGAACCCCUACACGGCCCGCUCGGUCCUGAUGGAGAUCCCAAGAUGCGUUACUUUACGGUCAACUUUGGUCCGCAGCAUCCAGCUGCUCACGGCGUGUUGAGACUGAUUCUCGAGCUUGACGGCGAGGAAGUCAAGCGCGCCGACCCGCACAUUGGUCUACUUCACCGUGGCACGGAGAAGUUGAUUGAGUACAAGACAUACCUCCAGGCGCUACCUUACUUUGACCGUCUCGACUAUGUCAGUAUGAUGACGAAUGAGCAGUGCUUCUCCUUGGCUGUUGAGAAGCUCCUCAACGUCGAAGUCCCGGUGCGCGCCAAAUACAUCCGUACCAUGUUUGGCGAAAUCACGCGUGUCCUCAACCAUCUCAUGGCUGUCCUGACGCACGCCAUGGAUGUUGGUGCAUUGACACCUUUCCUUUGGGGUUUCGAAGAGCGCGAAAAGCUCAUGGAGUUUUACGAGCGUGUCUCCGGUGCUCGUCUUCACGCCGCAUACGUCCGCCCAGGUGGUGUCUCCCAGGACCUACCACUCGGUUUGAUGGAAGAUAUCUAUGCUUGGGCCACACAGUUUGGUGACCGUGUGGAUGAGUUCGAAGAGCUACUCACAGACAAUCGAAUUUGGAAGCUCCGUACACAGGGCGUGGGUAUCGUUUCUGCUGCGGACGCGCUGAACUUUUCCUUCUCCGGCGUCAUGUUGCGUGGUUCCGGUAUCCCCUGGGAUGUUCGCAAGGCACAGCCUUACGAUGCUUACGACAAGGUUGACUUUGACAUUCCCGUGGGCACCAAUGGAGACUGCUAUGAUCGCUACCUCUGCCGUAUUGAGGAAUUCAGGCAGUCACUACGCAUCAUUCAUCAAUGCUUGAAUCAAAUGCCUGCAGGUCCCGUCAAAGUGGAAGACUUCAAGAUUGCACCACCACCGCGUGCGCAAAUGAAGGAAUCUAUGGAAGCGCUGAUUCACCACUUCCAAUUGUACACCAAAGGUUAUGCUGUACCGGCUGGUGAGACGUAUAGUGCGAUUGAGGCGCCAAAGGGUGAGAUGGGUGUGUUUGUUGUUUCUGAUGGCAGUGAACGGCCGUACAGAUGUAAGAUUCGGGCGCCUGGCUUUGCGCAUUUGGCUGGUAUCGACAGGAUUGCACGAGGCUUGUACUUGCCAGACGUCGUGGCCGUUAUCGGAACCCUUGAUCUUGUGUUUGGAGAGCUUGACCGUUAGAGAACCUUUUUUAUGUCUACAUACAGAUCAUGCUAUGCAAUGGUUGAGCCAUCGUGGAAAUGCUGCUACCUCCCUGACAUUCGUGACGCCAAUCAAGUAUCCGACUAGCCUCUCAAAGCCGAUCCCAAAACCACCGUGAGGGACGGUGCCAUAUUUGCGAAGAUCUGCGUACCAUGCCAUCUCAUCGAUACUGAUACCUUGUUGCCGCAUACUUGAGAGCAAUGCGUGGUGAUUAUGUUCUCUCAUUGAACCACCGCACAACUCACCCAUGCCCGGAACGAGGAGGUCGAAGCAGACUGCCGAAUCUCCUUCUUUCUGCAUGUAGAACGGCUUCUGCUUCAUGGGAUAGUGGGU